Molecule: messenger RNA, 1694 nt
Organism: Trichoderma harzianum CBS 226.95
Lineage: Eukaryota; Fungi; Ascomycota; Sordariomycetes; Hypocreales; Hypocreaceae
Exons: 2
Coding region: 208-1479 (423 amino acids)
Biological process (GO): formation of cytoplasmic translation initiation complex; formation of translation preinitiation complex; translational initiation
Cellular component (GO): cytosol
Molecular function (GO): eukaryotic initiation factor eIF2 binding; translation initiation factor activity; GDP-dissociation inhibitor activity
Source: RefSeq, a predicted model, not a curated record
UCCGCCCUAUGUCCAGUACGCAUAACUGUUGAGUUGUUCAGCUUCCCUUUGGUCCUCGACACGCCCGCUCUAUCCGGCGCCAAUAUACCGUCUCGAGCCUCUUGAUGCAUAUACCUCCGCCCCAGGCAUAAUCCCAGCCCUCGUCCAUUCAAUCCCCACAGACAAACCUCAAGCAUCCCACUUUGCCACCCUUUAACAACCGUCACCAUGGCUCUCGUCAACGUUCGUCGCGAUGUCAGCGAUGCCUUCUACCGCUACAAGAUGGAGCGCCUUCAGACCAAGAUUGAAGGCAAGGGUAACGGUAUCAAGACCGUUGUCGUCAACUUGUCUAGCGUCGCCCAGUCUCUUGCCCGCCCAGGCUCUUAUGUCAUCAAGUACUUUGGUUUCGAGCUGGGAGCUCAGACCAACAUCGACCCCAAGGACGACCGUUGGAUCAUCAACGGCGCCCACGAUGCCGCAAAGCUGCAGGACCACCUCGAUGGCUUCAUCAACAAGUUUGUUCUCUGCAAAAAGUGCAAGAACCCUGAGACCGACGUCGUCAUCAAAGACGAUCACAUCGUGCUCGACUGCAAGGCCUGUGGUCAACGCACCGACGUUGAUCUCCGCCUGAAGCUUAGUGGAUUCAUCCUCAAGAACCAGCCCAAGAAGGGAAAGAAGGACAAGGCUGAGCGCCGUGCCGCCAAGAAGGCAAAGCAGAACGGCCAUGCCAAGGAGAACGGCCAGGGCAGUGGCGAAGAUGGCUCCGAGAAUGGCUCCAACGAGGCCGCCGAGAACGGCGACGUCAGCGAUGACGAGUUCCAAAAGGUGCAGGCCGAGGCAAUCACUGCCGCUACCAGCGCCGAAGUCGAGGUUAAGGACGACGAAUGGGCUGUCGACAUGAGCGCCGAGGCCGUCAAGGCCCGCCAGGCACAGCUCCCCGGCGAGCUCAAGCAGAAGCUCAACAUUGGCGACGACGAGGAUGAGGACGGCGAGGGCGGUGGCAACACCGUCUACGACGAACUCGGCAACUGGAUUGCCGAGCAGGCUGAAGAGAAGGGCGGCAUUGACAAGGUCGAUUCCAUCAACAUCUAUGUCAAGGCCAAGGAGCUUGGUAUCGAGGCCAAGCACCGAACUGUCCUGGUUCUGGUGCAGACCGUCUUUGACAAGAACAUUGUGGCCCAGAUUCCCAAGCGCGCCAGCAUGCUCAAGCAGUUUGUCACUUCUGAGAAGCAUGAAAAGGCCCUGCUUGGUGGUACCGAGCGCCUGAUUGGCGGCCUCAGCAAAGAGAACCCUGAUGUGCUCCAGCAGGUCGUCAAGAUCCUGCAGCUGUACUACCACCACGACCUCAUCACCGAGGAGGUCGUCGUCCCCUGGGGCUCCAAGGCCAGCAAGAAGUACGUCGACGUCUCUACCUCUCGCAAGGUCCGCAAGGCUGCCGAGCCCUUUAUCAAGUGGCUCCAGGAGGCUUCUGAGGAGGAAUCCUCGGAAGAGGACGAGUAAAAUCGCCCUCCUUUUGACUUGGUAGACACGUCUCGUGUUUAUCCUACACCAUCACCUACUAGAUUGAAACUUGUGAUGUGGCAGGACAAAGAGGCCUCAAAAGCUGCCAAGGAAAUGGCACAGAGAAAUAGGGAUUAAUCUUAUCAAAGACUCUGUUGCCUCAUGAUUUAUAUUUGUAUCGGGCUUGUGUAACCACCGGACAUUGUGUAUUUAGC